AAAAGAAGUAAAAGGGAUCGGUAACUACAGAGCUGCACAAUGGGUCUUUAUUUCUUCCUCCAGUCAACCUGAACUUCACUGACCUUCUGCGACGAUUGGCCCACCCCGCCGUCCGUCAACAUGCAAGGGUUCUACUCCAAGCUUGACUCCUCCCCCUUAUUAGGGGUGGGGCUUGGAGGAGAAGGUGUUCCUGUGCCCCUUAGCCUGGCUGUGGAGACAGAGAAAGCUCAGGCCCUCCUACAGACAUUUAGCUCCGCCUCUCUGCUGGCCUCCGCCGGCCUGGGGAUGUUCUGUGUGGUCGCGGAUCAUGCCCUCCAGCUGCCAUUCAUUCAGCACCACCUCUGGCUGCGGGCGGUGCUGGACAACGCCACACAUGGAUUGGUGGGGCUGUGGUCAUGGGCGAUUGUGAUUGGACUGAGAAAAAAGAGUGAUCUGUAUGAGGUCCUACUGGCUGGUCUCCUGGCGUCACUCAUAGACUUAGAUCACUUCUAUAUGGCUGGAUCCCUCUCACUCAAGGCUGCUGUGUCCCUCCCCCAGCGCCCGCCCCUCCACUGCUCCUCCCUCAUCCCCAUCCUGUGUCUCUCCUUGCGUUUCCUCAUGUGGGUCGGACGCCUCAAAGACGCCUGGUGCUCCUUGCCGUGGAUGCUCUUCAUCGCCAUGGCAACGCACCACGUCCGGGACGCCGUGCGCCACGGCCUGUGGGUUUGCCCGUUCGGCAACACGGCGCCCCUCCCUUAUUGGCUGUACAUCAGCACCACGGCCACGUUUCCUCACCUGUGCUCGGUCCUGAUGUAUCUCACGGGAACAAGGGAUGUGAUCUCUACCAAACACGGGGUGGCAAUUGAUGUUUAA
This is a messenger RNA of Lampris incognitus (smalleye Pacific opah), 852 nucleotides long. RefSeq names its product transmembrane protein 267 (gene tmem267). The transcript is spliced from 3 exons. The coding region runs from base 121 to 852 and encodes 243 amino acids. The record is from RefSeq and is a predicted model, not a curated record. Lineage: Eukaryota; Metazoa; Chordata; Actinopteri; Lampriformes; Lampridae.